AUGAACACCUGGAACCUUGCACGUGUCAUCCUUUUGGCCAUUGUUAUCAGCAUCAACCCCCUCCUGGCUCAAACUGUCUCCGUACUGAAUGUUUCACUCCACCACUGCAGGGGAUAAGGAAACUGCACUGAGCAUGCUCGCUGCAGAUGCAGCCUGUAGAUGGAGCAAAGUGUAGAGGAGGAGAAAGGGGAGGAGAGAGAACGGCAGAGAGGGAGUCACACAGGAGCUGCACACAGUGCUGGGAUGCUGUUGCAGCUCUGAGAACAAGGCCUGCAUGGGAAGAUCUGUCAUUGACAACACGGAGGGGAAUACAAAUGACUGGGAUGUCAGAUUGUCAUCAUCAAAGAGGAACAGAUAUGUGAGAAGGGACUCUUGGAUGGCGUAGAGAUGUACGCCUUCUACUCUCUUUUAGUCUACAUCUUCUACACUGUCUUUAAAAAGGAGGAGGAAGAUGAAGCUUUGGAGGCGGCGGCGUGUGGAUCUUCAUCCAACCAGCCAAGACCUGUUUCCAUGGAAACAGGGAGCAGGAGGAGAGAUGGCCACACCUCCAAAAUGAGGAAAAAGGCUUGUGCUCGGCCUGGUGAAUCCAGCAGUAGCAGUGACACUGAUGAAAUGUCUCUGAGUGAUGAAGGUGAGGCAGAUGGCCCCGACAUCCCAGCAUGCACUCCUCUGGCUGCUUUUUUGUCCUUUAAGCAGGAGGCUGAGAAGAGGAGGGCCUCACAGGUUCAGCUGGAAACAACAGGAAAGUUGAUGGAGUCUCCCCUGGUGGCGGUGAUGUCACACUUGCUGACUUUUCUGGAGCAGUACUCCCAUUUCCAACAGCUGCAGCAGCAGGCCGACCAGUACCGGGUUCAGCUGAAGAGGCACCGCGUCCAGCACCGCGUCCAGAUGAAGGCCCUGCGAGCAUCAUACCGCCAGCGCCUCAGGGACAAAAGCAGCAUCAUCAGCAGCCUGGAGGAAGCCAUCAGCCAGCAACAGACCCCCAGUCCACUGAGCGAGGGUGAGUCCAGCAGUGAUGCAGGGACACAAGCUGGGGUGCACAGGCUGGUUGAGUCUCUGUACGGUCUGCAGGGGGAGAGGAGUAAGCUGAGAGGAGAACUCCGUCUGCUGCACUCGCAGCUGGAGCAGAAAGAUACGGACAGACUCUCUCGUAUGCAGACCUUUCAACAGCAGAUCGACGAGCUCAAGAGUUGCAUAGAGGAGCGCGAGGAGGAGCUGUCGAGACUGAAAACAGCCACUGGGGCCACAGACUCAGAGAAGCGUGUCCUGUGUCUGUCUGCAGAGAACGAGAGCCUGAAGCAGAACCUGAGCGUGACCCAAGGCCUCCUGCAGCAGCUGUCAACCAUCCCCUCCCAGUCCAGCACCAUGCUCAUCAAGGAGAAUGAAAACCUCCGCAGUAGAGUGCAGCAGCUGGAGAUGUCCCUGCAGCAGCGCGCUGAGCAGCUCUCGCAACUGGAGCGACAGAGCGAACAAAGCGAGUGGAGGAGAGGAGAGGAGCUGAGGAAACGAGAAGACCGAGUGAGGGAGCUGCAGCUGGAGUUGGACAGAGAGAGAGGCAAGGAGCCAGUGGUGAAGUAUGUCACCCAGACUGUGGAGGUGGAAUCACCGGCCACAUUGAAGCAGCUGACCAAAGCCAGGCAGAGGAAUGAACUGCUGUCCGAUAAGCUGUCCAAUCAGAACGAGCGGUGCAAACAGCUGGAGGAACACAUCAGGAAGUCCGACGAAUACAGCUGUAACCUGCAGCACAAGAUUGCAGCGUAUGAGCGAGAAAUCAGUAAACUGAGAGAGGAGCUGUUGAAAGAGAUUGGCCACUUGGAGGAGAGGAAGGAGGAAGCUGUGAAGGCUGCAGCCACCUGCUCAGCCGAGCACUUUCAGAACCUGCAGGACCAAUUCUUCGGCUUGCAGAAGCGUCUGACCGCGCUCCCGCCGACCUUACGCUCCAUGAAAACAGACUACACCAGUCUGAGGAGCCAGGUUAGAAACUUCUCAGACUUUUACGGAGCAGCUAUCAGUGAUGCAAAAAAACAGAUUUCAGCAGCUCUCAGUGAGAUGUCUGAAGCCAACAAAGAUCUCCUGGAGAAAUAUAGGAAGGAGGUUGCACUGCGCAGGAAGUACCACGAGCAGCUGGUGGAGCUUAAAGGCAACAUCCGCGUGCUGUGUCGUGUGAAGCCUGUGCUGAAGGAGGACCAGCAUGAGGAGGGCCAGUCUGUGGUGGUGACGACGGACCCCAACAACGAGUCCUCACUCAAUGUGCUGAACAAAGGAAAGGGUCGCAUCUUUGAACUGGACAGGGUCUUCCACCCUCAGGCCACACAGGAAGAGGUCUUUCAGGAGAUUGAGCCUCUUGUGACGUCCUGCAUCGAUGGCUACCAUGUCUGCAUAUUUGCCUAUGGACAAACUGGCUCUGGAAAAACCUACACAAUGGAGGGCAGUGUGGAGAACCCAGGCAUCAACCAGCGAGCCCUGAAACAUCUCUUCAGUGAGAUCGAGGAAAGGAAGGACAUGUGGUCUUACACGGUCACCGUCAGCUCUGUGGAGAUCUACAACGAGGUGCUAAGAGACCUGCUGAGUAAGGACGGAGAGAAGCUGGACAUUAAGAUUAACCCGGACGGUACAGGGCAGCUGCAUGUGCCGGGCCUCAGGCUCAUCGAAGUUAAGAGCUUUCAGCACAUGAAAAAGAUUUUAGCCACAGCCCGGAGGAACAGGAUCACCUUCGGCACUCAGAUGAACCAGCACAGCUCCCGCUCCCACGCUCUGCUCUGCGUCACCGUCCAGGGCACUGACCUCGCCACUGGGUCCAAAACCACCGGCAAGUUGAACCUGGUUGACCUGGCUGGCUCGGAGAGGGUAUGGAAGUCUGGUGCAGAGGGAGAGAGGCUGAAAGAGGCCCAGAAUAUUAACCGCUCCCUGCUGUCACUGGGGGACGUAAUUCAGGCUCUGAGAGCUCGGCAGACUCAUAUCCCUUUCAGGAACUCUCGCCUUACGUACUUAUUACAAGACUCCCUGGGCAAAGGCAGCAAGACUGCUAUGGUGGUGCAGGUGUCUGCUCUGGAGAGUAAUGUGGGAGAGACAUUAUGCUCGCUGAAGUUUGCCCAGAGGGUGUGUAAGGUGGAACUGGGUCCUGCUGCCAGGAAGAUUGAAUCUGGUGGAGGACAGUGCGACUGACAGCCUUCAAUCAGCCACUUCCUGUUCCCAAGGAAUCACCAGGAAACCAUGAAUGCGGCAGUCUGAUUAUCACCCACUUUACCAACCAAUCAUAACGUACAAUAUCAACAGCAAUCCUGCUCAAGGGCUAAAUCUGAGGAGGUCUGUGCGGCACCCGGAUGCCAACCUUUGAUUGAGGUUAGGUAUUGAGGACUCCUCGUUGCCAUUUUCUGCUUCUGACAAGUGGUAACCCUUUAUCAUUCGCUAAUCUGCAUGCCGGAGUAUAUACUCUUCCACUCCGAGUGCCAAAACGACCUCUGACUCCCCACACGGUUUAAGAUACGAUUGCUUCCUUGAACUACAAUAUCUGUUUCUUUUUAUUAAAUACCAAAAUCCAGGAUUUAUCUGAUCAGCUGAUCCUCACAGUAUUUAAAGCAGCAUCAUGUUCAACAAGCUUCCAGAGCCACAAUAUCAACACUUUCUUUUUUUUGCAGUAUUCAUCAUCUUGCUAUAAAUGUCUGUAGUUUGUGA
Molecule: messenger RNA, 3675 nt
Organism: Cottoperca gobio
Lineage: Eukaryota; Metazoa; Chordata; Actinopteri; Perciformes; Bovichtidae
Product: kinesin-like protein KIFC3
Biological process (GO): microtubule-based movement
Cellular component (GO): microtubule cytoskeleton
Molecular function (GO): ATP binding; microtubule motor activity; microtubule binding
Source: RefSeq, a predicted model, not a curated record